Molecule: messenger RNA, 1047 nt
Organism: Aspergillus terreus NIH2624
Lineage: Eukaryota; Fungi; Ascomycota; Eurotiomycetes; Eurotiales; Aspergillaceae
Product: RNP domain protein
Exons: 2
Coding region: 1-1047 (348 amino acids)
Molecular function (GO): mRNA binding
Source: RefSeq, a predicted model, not a curated record
AUGAAGCCAGCAUAUUCAGCCGCGCCGUCAUACGCGUCCGCCAGAACACCCACUGGCGGAUAUGGCGCAAGCAACAGCACCAACCCACCUCGCGCGGGCGGGUACAGCGCGUUCACAGCAUUUCAGCCACGCUCCGUAGCCGCCAGUCAGCCCUACCGUACCAGUAGCCCCGCGGUGUCGACGCCCCCCGUCUCGUCUGCGGGUUAUUCUACCCCGACCACUACGUCAGGCUACGGUACCUACUAUUCGCAACCUCAGACAUCCUACCAGGGCAAUGCCUCCUACUACGGCGCCGCGCAGUAUAACGAUAACGCAUACGGACCAACUGUGCCGCAAAUCCAGAACCCGUUUGGAAAUCCGGGGGAUCAGCGCGGCAAGCGCAACGACCCCGGUCUGGAUCCCGAAACCGAGGCCCAGAUUGCACAGUGGCAGAGCGCAUACGUGAACAAGGACGAAGCCCAACCCAUUGGCAAAGUGCCCGGUCGUCGCGAUGGCGGCCCGGCCAUGACCAGCGGUGCGAAUACCCCGUCUGCCGGUCCCACCGCCGCUAGCACCCCCGUCUCCGCUCCCGGGCGCUCGGAGCCCGCUCCCAAGACCGUUGUGCGGUCCGGCGGUGGUCAGACCUGGCAGGAUCCCACGCUUCUGGAAUGGGAUCCGGCGCAUUUCCGCCUCUUUGUAGGAAACCUCGCGGGCGAGGUCACCGACGAUUCUUUGUUCAAGGCGUUUGCUAAAUACUCGUCGGUCCAGAAGGCACGCGUCAUCCGCGACAAGCGUACGCAGAAGAGCAAGGGAUACGGGUUCGUCAGUUUUAGCGAUGGCGAUGACUAUUUCAAGGCCGCCAGGGAAAUGCAAGGGAAGUAUAUCGGAUCGCACCCCGUCCUACUUCGUCGCGCUACUACCGAGGUCCGCCCCGUGUCGAACAACAAAAACGGGAAAAAGCACGGUGGCGGCGGGGGCUCGGGUAGUGGUCACGCCGGAGGCAAGGUCAAGCACGACGGUGUGAAGAAGUCUGGAAAGACGAAGGGUGGACUGAAAAUUCUCGGUUAA